GUUUAUGACGAGAAACGCAGUCUCAUUGAGAAUUCGUCGAGUCCCCCGCCCAGUCCGGUUCCCGAAAUUCGCAUCACGUUCCCGGAGGAGGAGGACGAAUCCGGCAAGCGCAAAUCGGGUCGUGUUGUGGUUGUGAGAAUCACCGACGCAGGUGGAGUGGGCUUGGAGCCUUGCAACGAGGAACUUCCGCCGUAUCAGUCCAGCGAUGCGGAGCGAUUCCAGUCGUUGGAUAUCGAGCGCAUGGGUGGGCUCAAAGAAAAGGAAGCCACCAAUAGAUGGUCUUAGAAGGAUCGAACUGCUGAACGACAAACCGUCAUCUGCUCAUUCUUCCCAUCGACUGAUACCCCCUCGAAUUACCGACGUCGCCUGUUUGUCGCACCUGGACGAGAUUCGAAAAGCAUGACGAUAUCCCGGCGAAGAUUUGCCUCGUUUCCAUCUCCGUAUUUAGACCGCUCUGCUUCAUAUUACCUUCGCGACUUGCACAUACGCAAAUACUCCGUCCUGUUUAGCCACCACGCUCGCCGUUUGACCCUGGGUUUCAGUCUCGACCAAACUUCAAGCGCGUCAAGUUAUAAACUGACCGAUCUGUGCUUACUGGCCCGACCUCUGUACAGCAAGGCUUGCUGGUUUUCCUUGAUAUUUUGUGCUUUAUUCUCCUUGAUAAGGCGUUCAUUUCUUGUGCUUGGCCACUUUGGUUCUCUUCACCCUGCCACGUCACUAGGGUUGAAGAGACGUUACGCAUUGGUUUGGUUGAAGUUUUCAUUCUCCUUUGCAUUCUUACUUGCUUCUUAUCUUACCCUUCUCUUCUCCCACGCUCGCCCUCUACAAGUCUCGGGUUUGCGUUCAGGGGUGUCUUACAGCUGGAUAAUGUAUGUACCUAGUCUGACUCUGCAUUGGAUGGCCGCCUCACGAGGUGUGAGCCCCAAUGAAUGCGUUUAUUUGAUAAAUACAUGAACUCUUGAUCAGCGACUUGACGAAUUUCAACUAUAUUGGACUGGUGUCUACCCGUCCACAUGACAUAAGCUCUGACCUAGGAGUGACAUUU
This is a messenger RNA of Aspergillus neoniger CBS 115656, 1045 nucleotides long. RefSeq lists its product as uncharacterized. The transcript has a single exon. Bases 400 to 954 code for a protein of 184 amino acids. The record is from RefSeq and is a predicted model, not a curated record. NCBI's taxonomy places the organism in Eukaryota, Fungi, Ascomycota, Eurotiomycetes, Eurotiales, Aspergillaceae.